AUGACUGUUUACGGUGGCAAGAAGCAUUCAACAAACAACGUUUCCACAAAUUACAUUAUCACUCCAGGAAAGGAGAUUUUGGCCGUGAGGUGUAAAAGCUCUAAAAGCAAGCCAUGGAUUCUAGCGAGUGUUAGUAACGGAAUGAUCACAGAUCCGCUAUGGAAAUGUUUCAGUUUAAGAAAUGAGAUCUUCAAUGGAAACCCUUGGACAAAACCCAAGUUUAACGAUAGCCAUUGGGCCCAGGCCGUUGCCGGGUUCUCAAAUCGAGGAGAAAACCCAUUGGGAAAAGUCCUGGACAUUAAAGAUGAAGCCCUCUGGAUAUCAACCGCUGAAGAUAACCCGAAGUUGUUUUGCAGGCGUAAUCUGUCUGAUAAAGCGACAUUACCCUUAACUGCCAUCCGACAAGAUAUCUCAAGGGGUAUGCCUGAAUAUAUUUGAUAGUCUUUAAAAGAUUUAUUUUUAUAUAAAACACAUUUUUCAAAUCUAUUUCGAUGUUUCUUUAUUGCUCUCUCUAGCUACUUCUUUAUAGUUUUAUUACCCACAUUAUCUUGUUUGUUUGCUACGGAAUUGUGGCUGGCUAAUUUUCUAGGAGAGGGAGAAAUUCAAUCCCCAAAGAGUAGUAUGACUGUGAAUAACGAAAACGGUAGUAGAAUUUUUCCCCAAAAUGUUGGUAGGGUUCGUGUAUAAUUCUGACAGGAUUGGUCUGUGCAACUAUCCUUCCUAAACUCGCGUCUUACAGAGAAAUGGGUUCAGAAACCCGCGGGUUCACGAAACCACCCGUCUCCAUAGGCAUAAGAGUGAUUCCUUCUCUGUAAGUUGAGUCUCUCCAAUCUCACUGUUACAAGGAAGCCGAUCGGUAAUUGUUGUUGUUACAGCGUGAACUUUUAUGACCAUCUAACUAACCAGUAGCUUACACUGAAAAACAUUUUCAUGAAUGCUAAUAUUCAUCGAACCAAAAAGCGUUGCCAAUAAGGUGAAUAGCGUUAUCCACCGAAUAAAAAUCUAUUCAGUGGAUAAAGCAGUUGGUUUCCCUAAUACUUAUACGGUAGAUAUAGAGAAUAUUACACGGUGGCGAGAAGAUAUGAAUUUUAUGUUCGAGUGGCAAGAACAAUAUCUCUCGAGUGAGCGCAGCGAACGAGUGGGAUAUUGCUCUUGCCACGAGAACAUAAAAUUCAUAUCUUCGAGCUAACGUGUAAUAUUCUUUUUAUUAUAUAAACAUACUGAUGACGGCGUUUUUGAUGAUUUUCCGAAGAUUUCCGACCACCUUCCGAAGAUUUCCGAAGAUUUUCAAAUUGUCCCGAAGACCAGACGAACGUUCCCGAACAUUUUCCGCGAAUUUCCGAAGAUGUCCGAAGAUUGCCGAGCACUUUCGAGGAAGACCCGAAGAUGUUUCGAUGAUACACCAACGAAUUUAAGUACAAUUUAAGAGACAAACCUGAUGUCAGUGAAAUUAUCGAUAUCUUCACAUGUAAAAAUAUCGUAUUUUUACGUGUGUUCAGAUACCACAUUUCUCGGUGGUAGAAAUCCUUGUAAAACACUGCAGUUUAUAUAAUAAAGUGAUUUAUCCAGUGGACAGCGCUUCCAACGUUUGAACAACCAGGCCCAGUAAGUUAGCGUUUUAGACGACUGUGCCCGUAUGGUUUGAGUUAGUAAAAUGUUACUCAGGACCAGUUCUGAAAUUAUGUGACUGAAGCAGAGCACAACCACUUGUAGAUGAAGCAGCGGCAGCAAGUGCCCAACCCACACAAUUUGUUUUUACUUUAAUUUAGCUCAACAUUGCAUUCUAGAAUUCAUUAUGUGCCAUUGAUCAACAGAUACUUUUCAGACCAAACUCGAUGGAGUAGACUACGCACUCCUCGGCCAGCCUCUUUCUCAACACCAUGUCAGUGACGUCAUAGAGUGUUUUAGGAAAUGCCGCGAUGACUCUCAGUGCCUCUCUUUCAACUUUGAGUACCAGUCAGUAUUACCCACAAGGAGGUGCGAGCUUCAUGCCAUUACCAAAAACCAGGAUCCCAAGAAUUACGUCACGAGGCCUGGCUACACAUAUUAUGAGUCAUAA
Molecule: messenger RNA, 2059 nt
Organism: Porites lobata
Lineage: Eukaryota; Metazoa; Cnidaria; Anthozoa; Scleractinia; Poritidae
Source: the annotation of a GenBank genome assembly